AACUGGAAGCGUGCGAAGGGGCUGCUGCGGAUGAGUUUACGAUUUUGUUCUCUUUCUCACUCGUCUCAGAGAAAGCUGAAUUCGUAAGAGAACCCGGCAGAGAAAGAAUUCGCGAGAGGGAGAGAAGAGAGAAUGUCCGGAAAAGGGGCAAAGGGUUUGAUAAUGGGGAAGACCCCAAACGCUAGCAAGGACAAGGACAAAGACAAGAAGAAGCCGACCUCUCGCUCCUCUCGCGCCGGCCUCCAGUUUCCAGUCGGUCGUAUCCAUCGCCUGCUGAAAUCGAGGACCACAGCCCAUGGCAGAGUGGGAGGCACUGCUGCUGUCUACACCGCUGCUAUCUUGGAGUAUCUGACUGCCGAGGUUCUCGAGCUGGCUGGCAAUGCCAGCAAAGAUCUGAAGGUGAAACGUAUCACGCCCCGACACUUGCAGCUUGCGAUUCGGGGUGAUGAGGAGCUUGAUACCCUCAUCAAGGGCACCAUAGCUGGGGGAGGUGUCAUUCCUCACAUCCACAAGUCCCUCAUCAACAAAUCCUCCAAGGAGUAGGUUAAGAAUUGAGCUUGCUCUCUUUUACCUGAAACUGUGAAACUUCUUUUCACCCUUAUGUAACUAAGCUAUCUGCUGUGCUACUACUCUUAGGUUUUUCUUUAGUUAUGCAUAUGGUUCUGUGUCUAUUUACUGUCAUUGCACAUUAGUUGGAUGAAUUCUGUCAGUACAUUUGAGCAUUCACCAA
Molecule: messenger RNA, 730 nt
Organism: Diospyros lotus (date-plum)
Lineage: Eukaryota; Viridiplantae; Streptophyta; Magnoliopsida; Ericales; Ebenaceae
Product: probable histone H2A variant 3
Exons: 2
Coding region: 133-543 (136 amino acids)
Cellular component (GO): nucleosome
Molecular function (GO): protein heterodimerization activity; DNA binding; structural constituent of chromatin
Source: RefSeq, a predicted model, not a curated record